Molecule: messenger RNA, 735 nt
Organism: Neoarthrinium moseri
Lineage: Eukaryota; Fungi; Ascomycota; Sordariomycetes; Amphisphaeriales; Apiosporaceae
Exons: 3
Coding region: 1-735 (244 amino acids)
Source: RefSeq, a predicted model, not a curated record
AUGUCUGGCAACACCCCUCAGCCCGCCCCUACAAAGUGUGUAGGGCCCGACUAUCGCGCUGAAAGCCAAAAACCAACUGCUACGGUCUCGACCCAGGUGAAAUAUGACAAUGUCGUCACCUUGCCGCAGACGCCUCAGCUCAUCGCGCUGCUCACGAUGAUCCGAGACAAGAACACGGAGCGCGCAGACUUCAUAUUCUACUCCAACCGUAUCAUUCGCCUGCUUGUCGAGGAAGGCCUGAACCACCUGCCCGUAGUUGAACAGACGGUCACCACCCCUGUAGGACGGACCUACGCCGGUCUUCAGUUCCAGGGCAAGAUUUGCGGUGUGUCGAUUAUGCGUGCGGGAGAGUCCAUGGAACAGGGUCUACGAGACUGCUGCCGUUCCGUUAGAAUCGGAAAGAUCUUGAUUCAGCGGGACGAGGAAACUGCCCAGCCUAAACUCUUCUAUGACAAGCUGCCCGAGGACAUUGCCAGCCGCUGGGUUCUGCUGCUCGAUCCCAUGUUUGCUACCGGUGGCUCGGCGAUCAUGGCGGUUGAUGUGUUGAAGUCGCGUGGCGUUCCCGAGGAUAGGAUAUUGUUCCUGAACCUCAUUGCCAGUCCCGAGGGCAUCCAGAACUUUGCCACCAAGUUCCCCAAGCUGAGGGUCGUUACCGCUUUUGUUGACGCCGGAUUGGAUGAGAAGAAGUACGUAUCUCCCCCGCUCGCUGCUUCCAUCCCACUGACAAAGGUGUAG